AUGACUAGUCAAUCAAAGAAGACAGAGGCGAGUGAAGCCCACUUGUGGGAGCUCCAAAUGGUUCGAUCAGAUCUUUCGGACGAAAAUGAUAUUGAGGAGAUUCCCACCAUCAGCGAACUUCUCACGAGAAGUGCAGAAAUUCAGAGAACUUCAGCUUAUCAUGAAGCUCCGGAUGUUCUAGGUCAGUCCAGUACAGCAGCUUCAGCAUUGGCUGGGAGUAAAGGAAAAGCAUCGAUGCAAUUGCUCGAGGAGCACGGUACUCAAAUGGUUGACAUUUAUGUUGGGGAAGAAAAGAUAUUGUUUCGUGUUUACAAAGACAUUUUAUGCAACGAAGUUAAAUUUUUCGAUAGGAUGUUCGACGGAAAUUUCAAAGAGGCGAAAGAAAACACGGCGAUACUCCCAGAAGAUGAUCUUGAAGUCUUCGAUAUGUUAAUGUCCUGGGUCACAUACGAUAAUAAGGUCUGGUCACUUAUGGGUCGAGAUUUUCGCAAAAAAUUGCAUCUUUGGGUUUUAGCGGACAAGCUCUGCUUGACAAGUCUACAAAAUCACGUUAUGGACAUUUGGCGACACGAAGAUGAGGCUUACGAAACUUACUACACAGCUGAGGAGUUCCAAUACAUUUUUGAGAAGACAGCAAACAAAUCAGAACCCCGCCAGUGCGCUGCCCGCAUGCUUCGAUUCCAGUCAUUGCAACCGCCAACUGAGGGGCUCGAGUAUUCGAACGAUUCUCGUGGCGAACCAAUUCCAUUUUCUGAUGUUGAUACGACCUCUCUCACAAAAUUCCUAGCCAAGAACGAGUAA
Messenger RNA from Botrytis sinoallii, 801 nucleotides. RefSeq lists its product as uncharacterized. Gene Ontology annotation, molecular function: protein binding. Bases 1 to 801 code for a protein of 266 amino acids. The transcript is spliced from 2 exons. The record is from RefSeq and is a predicted model, not a curated record. NCBI's taxonomy places the organism in Eukaryota, Fungi, Ascomycota, Leotiomycetes, Helotiales, Sclerotiniaceae.